GGAAGUCUCUUGUAGCAGAACAGCUUCCUGGUCGCAGCUUCGUGAAACGUGUUGUUAAGUUCUAAAGUCUGAAUAAAGUUCUUUAAGAUGUUUGGAGAUCUGGAGCGGACCCCCCGGACUCUGCUGGUCUGCGAACGGUCCAGUUUCCUGGACGAGAAGAACCGGCUGAGCUCUCAAGUCGAGCAGCUGCACUUCAACUACAAGGUGUCCAUGCUGCUGCCUGAGUGUAGCUCCGCCCCCUCUCACCUGGAAGCUGUAUUUAACAGUAUCAACAGUUUCUACCUGAUCAGGAAGCUGCCCAUACACGAGCUGCUGGACAAGCACUUCCUGGAGACUGCUGUGCACCAGGGACGUGUCUCUGGACUGUCCUACGGGACGAGGAUAGACGAGGACAACUGUGUCGCUCUGAUGCCAAACGGUCACCUGUCUCUCUCUCUGGAUAAAGACUCCUUUGAGGUGUUGGGAGUUGAAGGAAAACCAUCCAGAUUCAACCAGCGAACGAACAGCAGAUUUGUAGUAUCUGUAGACUUGACUGACAGCAGCAUGGCUCCUGGUGGGCGGGGCUACCAGAGACUCGUCACAGGUCUGAAGUCACGACUCCAGCUGAAGACCGACUUCCUGCUGUCACAUCCUCCAGGGUGCGGAGCCUCUCUGCAUGCCUUCCUGUCACGUUAUGAUUGGUCGGAGCACAAACCUGAGAUCAGAAGCCACACCCUGACAGACCUGUCCAGUCCCCUGCUAACCUCUGACCUGCAGUCAUGUGAUCCCCGCCGCCUGCUGGAGUGGCUCGGGGCCGUGGAUGCCCACGUCAGCUGUGAGAACUCGUCCAGCAGCUUCCUGUCCUCACUGGUUUGUCCUGAGCCAAGGACCAGGUUGAGUCAAGCUCUGAGUGUCUCCGUCUGCGGACUGCUGCGUCCUCAAGACGUCCAACAACUCAUCCAGCAGAUCAGGUGUUACCUGGAGCAACCUCGGUUGGAGAACUGGGUGUCGCUGACGGUUCAUGGUUUUGUUGAUAGUCCGGUAUCGUGGGGGGGCGAAGAACACGGAGUCCUGAGAGGAGGAGACAACUUCUACAGUCUGCUGAUGUUCCACGACCACACCUACCAGCUCCACCUGGCUACGGGAGCCCACGAUACCUGUCCCCCAUGACACCUGUCCCCCAUGACACCUGUCCCCCAUGACACCUGUCCCCCAUGACACCUGUCCCCCAUGACACCUGUCCUCCAUGACAC
Messenger RNA from Cyclopterus lumpus (lumpfish), 1232 nucleotides. It is a transcript of the gene rpp40, whose product is annotated as ribonuclease P/MRP 40 subunit. Gene Ontology annotation, biological process: tRNA 3'-end processing; tRNA 5'-leader removal; endonucleolytic cleavage in ITS1 to separate SSU-rRNA from 5.8S rRNA and LSU-rRNA from tricistronic rRNA transcript (SSU-rRNA, 5.8S rRNA, LSU-rRNA). NCBI's taxonomy places the organism in Eukaryota, Metazoa, Chordata, Actinopteri, Perciformes, Cyclopteridae. Bases 88 to 1149 code for a protein of 353 amino acids. Gene Ontology annotation, cellular component: ribonuclease MRP complex; multimeric ribonuclease P complex. The record is from RefSeq and is a predicted model, not a curated record. The transcript is spliced from 8 exons. Gene Ontology annotation, molecular function: ribonuclease MRP activity; ribonuclease P activity.